CUGUAUAUUGUACAUAGUAAAUACAAUGCUGAACUCGCUUCGAAGGGCUUGCAUGCCCAAUCUACAGCUGCAACAAGUUAGGUUAGGACACAGGAUCCGUGGUAAAGCUCCCAUAUUUUGCCGAACCUUGAAGGAAAGAUUAGAUGAAUUAAAUUAUAAGGAUGAGCUUUACACCACUCGAAUCGACAUCGGAUUUCCUCGGCCUAAAAAUUCGUCCUCAGAAUUGAGAGACGCACGAAUUGAGCGUAUGAAGAAAGUAAAAGCUGACAAGAAUUUAGAGCAGAUGGCUCGCAAUCACAAACUAAAAGUGGAUUUGAGCGAUGUUAGGAAAGAAUGGCUGAAUACACAGGGCCCAAAUCAUAAAAAACUAGUGGCUGACCAUUAUGGUAUCUAUGAACAUCUUUAUGGUGAAGGGUACUUUGUGCCGUACAAGAAUCUUGAAGUACUGUAUGAGCUGAAAGAUGGCAGUUCCUUGCCAGUGUAUUGUGGGAACGUAAUAAAACCUGCAGAAGCUCUGAACCCUCCGACUGUUGCGUAUGAAUCAGAUGGAAACACUAUGUGGACGUUAGUAAUGUCAAGCCUAGACGGCCACUUGAAUGAGAAUGACAAAGAAUAUGUGCACUGGUUUGUUGCUAACAUUCCUGGCAACUUUAUUGAAAAGGGUGACAGCAUAGUGGAAUACUUGCAACCAUUUCCUUUGAAGGGUACAGGAUACCACAGAUAUGCCUUCGUGCUGUAUAAGCAGGAUGGAAGAAUAACUUAUGACAUCCCUCAAGUGACAUCCACAUCUCCGCUGGCGGUGCGCACAUUUGAGACCCGUGAAUGGUACCAAAAGUACCAGGAUAAGAUCACCCCAGCAGGUCUGGCCUUCUGCCAAACUGAUUGGGACUACACCGUUAAAGACUUUUUCCACAAUGUCCUUGACAAGAAGGAACCAGUAUAUGAAUAUGAUUUCCCGGAGCCCUACAUCAAGCCCCAAACAAAAUAUCCAAAGAAGGAGCCGUUCAACCUCUACAUGGACAAGUACCGUGAGCCCAAAAAGAUCAACAAGGAGUACUUGCUACGUAAACUUAAGGACGAAAAUCCCUUCCAGAGACCCACGCCCCCACUCAGGUUCCCCAAUGCCCAUCCAAUGCCGAAGAACAUGCCGUCAUGGCUCAAGUUGCACGAGAAAAAGAUUCGGCUGAAGUGGGGCAGAGUCAACGAUGUCUAAUAUAAUGUAAUAUAUGAAAUAAACCGUAUUAUUAGUAAAAAAAA
Cydia amplana is the source of this 1257-nucleotide messenger RNA. It is a transcript of the gene mRpL38, whose product is annotated as large ribosomal subunit protein mL38. Gene Ontology annotation, cellular component: mitochondrial large ribosomal subunit. The record is from RefSeq and is a predicted model, not a curated record. The transcript has 6 exons. Bases 26 to 1213 code for a protein of 395 amino acids. NCBI's taxonomy places the organism in Eukaryota, Metazoa, Arthropoda, Insecta, Lepidoptera, Tortricidae.